This is a messenger RNA of Knipowitschia caucasica, 693 nucleotides long. The record is from the annotation of a GenBank genome assembly. NCBI's taxonomy places the organism in Eukaryota, Metazoa, Chordata, Actinopteri, Gobiiformes, Gobiidae.
AUGAGCAGCGGAGAGAAUGCUUUUACUCCACAUUUACAGAAUAAAGUCAGCACUCUCUGUGGAUCCCUCGCUGCUGCUUCCACGCACUGCAAAAAAACUGUUUCAAGUAUGGGUGCAGCUCAGAUGGCUGUCCUCUCUCUCCUGUGCCUGAGUGGGGGGCAGGCGUACCCCUCUGGCGCCCCCACAGGGGCCUGUGUGGACAUGAUCCCCCGUCACAUGGGAGUGGAGCCGCAGACCUCUCCUCCACCGUACACUCUGCUCACCAACGCAAACGAGUUCAGUCCUGGAGCUCCAAUCACAGUGACCAUCGUUGGUCCGGCUUACAGAGGGGUGCUGCUGGAGGCCCGGACCCCCGGAGACACCACCGCCCUGGGCUCGUGGCAGAUGCCCCCUCCAGACACACGCUUCCUGGAGUGCUCGGGGAACCCUCAGGGCGCUGUGACCCACGCCAACACCAACGUCAAGGGAAACUCCACCGUGUUCAGCUGGACGCCUCCAAACACCAUCCGACCCAUCUACUUCAUGGCGACGGUGGCUCAGCAGAGAACUGUUUACUGGCUGGACGUCAGGUCCAGUGCUCUCUUUAGAGCAUCCCCACGUCUGGGACUGGCCGCUGGAACAGGAUCUGUGACCCCUGGAAGAACUCUGCUCUCUUCUGCCCUCUGCUGGCUCUUCUACAAAACACUUCUAUAA